UCCUUCUUGGUCUCUUUUGAAAAGUUUGACGGAAGCUGAAAUUAUGGCCACAUCCAAGAAGAAGACUAGGAAGCUUCGUGGUCACGUCAGCCAUGGUCAUGGUCGCAUCGGUAAGCACCGCAAGCAUCCUGGCGGUCGCGGUAACGCAGGUGGAGAACAUCACCACAGAAUCAACAUGGACAAGUACCAUCCAGGAUAUUUUGGCAAACUUGGUAUGAGAAAUUAUCAUAUGAGGAAAAACAAAGACUUCUGCCCAGUUCUUAAUUUGGAUAAACUGUGGACAUUAGUGUCAGAGCAGUCAAGACUCAAAUAUGCAAAUGCCACUGAUGGUAAAGUCCCUGUGAUCAACAUUGUGAAAGCUGGAUACUACAAACUACUAGGGAAAGGCAAACUCCCCAAGCAACCAGUUAUUGUCAAAGCAAAAUUCUUUUCCAAAUCUGCUGAGAAAAAAAUAAAAUCUGUGGGUGGUGUGUGUGUACUAUCUGCAUAAGUAUAAAUAUAUUUAAAAAGAAAAAAAACAUUUUUUUAUUUUUUAUAAAAUUAAAUGAAUAAUAUUAGAAUACUGCUGAUAAACCUAGAUAAGAAAUUAAAACAUUUUUAGGACUAUCUGAAAGUGAUGGUAUAU
Molecule: messenger RNA, 625 nt
Organism: Diatraea saccharalis (sugarcane borer)
Lineage: Eukaryota; Metazoa; Arthropoda; Insecta; Lepidoptera; Crambidae
Source: the annotation of a GenBank genome assembly